AUGUUCGAUACCGUCUGCUCUCUGCCAUUGACGUCCGAUCUCUUCGCCCAAGCUAUCCAUCCAACUGAGCCUCUCUUCGCCGUAGGCCUCGCCGCCGGCCAUGUCCAGACUUACCGACUUCCAACGGUAGCCAGCGACGGCAGCUCCGACGGAGAUGCACAAGCUUCGGACAAUGGGACUGGCUGCGUAGACACACUGUGGAGGACGCGACGACAUAAGGGAAGCUGUCGCUGCCUCAGUUGGAGCCAUGAUGGCGGCGCGCUGUUUUCUGCGGGCACGGAUGGGCUGGUGAAGAGCGCGGAUGCGAUGACCGGCCAGGUUACGGCGAAAGUUGCGAUCCCUCCAGAUACCUCUGCCGACACCAUCGACUUUCCCUCUCUGCUACACGCGCUCUCCCCACAAACCCUGCUCCUAGCCACCGACUGUAGCGCCCUCCAUCUCUAUGACCUCCGCGAUCACUCGUUCGUCUCUCAGAAACCCGCGCAGACACACCACCCACACGACGGCUACAUAUCUUCCCUAACGCCCCUCCCCCCCUCCGCGGCCAGCACAUCAGGCUACAGCAAGCAAUGGGUCAGCACAGGCGGCACGACACUAGCGGUCACAGACUUGCGGCGCGGCGUUCUUGUUCGAAGCGAAGAUCAGGAAGAGGAGCUGCUAAGCUCCUGCUUCGUUGGCGGCCUACCAGCUAGAGGGACGAGCACGGGCGAGAAGGUUUUGGUAGGGGGUGGUGGAGGCGUUCUGACGCUCUGGGAGAAGGGCGCAUGGGAUGAUCAAGACGAGCGGGUUGUUGUGGAUAGGGAACCCGGCGGUGGGGAGACGCUUGAUGUCCUCACUGUGCUGCCAGAAAACGUGGGCCCGAGUGGGAAGAUCGUGGCUGUUGGUAUGGGCAAUGGCAGGAUUAGGUUUGUCAAAAUAGGGCCGAACAAGGUGGUUGGGGAAGUUAGCCACGAUGAGCUUUUGAGCGAGGGCGUCGUCGCUUUGGGCUUUGAGAAGGGGGGAAGGAUGAUCAGUGGGGGUGGGACUGUGGUAAAGGUCUGGCAGGAGAAGAUUGGGGAAGAGGAUGGUGAGGUCAACGGAGUUGGGAAGAGGAGCUUGGGAAGUGAUGAUGAAGAUGGUGAUGACGAUGGGGAUGGGGAUAGCAGCGAGGAGGAGGACAAGUCUCAGAAGCCCCGAAAGAAGAGAAAACGCAACAAGGGCAAGGAUCGAACCGGCGGCAAGCAUGUCAUGUCGUUCAAGGGCUUGGAUUAG
Molecule: messenger RNA, 1251 nt
Organism: Coniosporium apollinis CBS 100218
Lineage: Eukaryota; Fungi; Ascomycota; Dothideomycetes
Exons: 2
Coding region: 1-1251 (416 amino acids)
Molecular function (GO): protein binding
Source: RefSeq, a predicted model, not a curated record